AACAGCGAAGUAGUGCCUCGCCAGCUGACAGGAUGCCCAGCGAUAGGAUGUUUCAGUAAUCGCGCAUCUCGUCUAUUCUUUCACGUCUUCCUGUCUUCGUACAAGUGGUGUGGGAUGGUCUUGUGCCGUCACACUCACGCCUCUGUUCCCACGCCACCAGCAGGAUCUUGAGAGAUUGCAGGAUUUCUCAGGAGAGUUGUUCGCCAUGGCCCUGAGACUAGUAUUUUUACUCCUGAUGGCGUGUUCCUGUACCAUGGGUCUCCUAACGGGUCCCUUCCUGCAACCGGGGAAAUGCCUUCACUCCGUGCCAGACAUCGAGUGUCAGUGUGGAGCAGUGAACCGCACCAUCCACGUGCAGUGCUCCUGCCUUCCAGUGAAGGCAGUGGACCUCAGGAACCUCAGUCAAGAAUAUGAAGUCAUUGAAGCCAGUGUCUUUCAGCUUGUGAACUGUAGGGGCACUUCAGUUCUUGUGUUUCCAGGAACUUUCAGUAACCUCAACUUCAUAGAACACAUUAGUUUUCACAAUGUUGGCCACCUCAUCCUGGAACCAAACAGCAUCACCCUUCAGCCUGUGGUUGACAAUGUCCUGUCUCUGACUUUCUCAUUGAUAACAAACCUAAGCAUACGCAAAGAUGCCAUCAACAUCCAGCCCCGCAACAAAUGCACAGAUUCGAGAGUGAAUGUCAAUAUCAAACAUUCCACUCUUAUCAGCUUGAUGAAAUCUGCCAUUGUCACAAACCUGCAGGAACUGACCAUGGAGGAAAUGACAAUGAAGGCAAGGCCAUGGCCUGAGGCCAUUGUGGUGCGGGGCUCAGCUGGUGCUUCAGUGACAUUGAAAUCUGUCUCCAUAAAAAAAGGACUUACUGGCAGAUGGAUCACAGGAAAUAUCUCCCGCCUCAGCAUCAUCGGAAGUAAUCUAAAACUGCUGCCAGAGGCUUUUGCAGGAGUGAACAUUGUGGAAGAUGAGGAGUCAACUACAGGCAUUACUCUCUCUGGGAAUAACUUCAUGAUACCAUCCCUGCCUUCACAUGCUCUCCCCUCAGAUGCACCUGUCGUGCAAGCACAAAAAAACCACAUUGUCUGCCAAUGUCAGAACCUUGCCUGGCUGCUGGAGCCUCCUAAUUCCCCACUGAAGGAUAGUGUCAAGGAUUCCCUGAUUUGUAGAAACAAGUCUCUUUAUCUAUUUCUGCCAUCCUGUAAGACACGCUUUCCCUUUACAGUUUAGGACUCUGUAAAAUCUAAAAAAUGCAUUACAUGAAAGUAGAGAUAGCCAAGACAAGAUGUUACACUUCAUUAUAACAUUAGAAAUAUGGAGGUAGAGGUCUCUAUCUUAUCCCACUGUGCCUUUUUAGUUGCCUUUCAUGAUACACAGGGAAUACGGUGGAAGUAUUCUUCUAACCUGACAGUGAAGUGUGUGUCGAGGCAGUGUCCCCCAAAGGAUGAUGCCUAUCCACCUUGUUAUAACUUAUUCAAGUAAAGAUACUUUUUAAUUUCAGACAUUUAUUAAGUGGUCUAGUAUACAUAUCAAUAUUUUGGUUCAGGCAUUCAUUAACAUAAAACUGGCAGUGAUUUACACAAACUUAAUAUUAUUAGUUGACAAACACUCCAUGCGCACUGAACACAAAACUAUAAGUGAAUGUGUGUGUGUGUGUGUGUGUGUGUGUGUGUGUGUGUGUGUGUGUGUGUUUUGGCCUUGGCUGAUCUGCUUAAGGGAUGUGAGAGUAUCCACAAAAAUUAUUCUUCCAAAAGGCACUGACUAAGAACACUUUCAAGAAAAAUCACAAAAGCAGAAGAGAUUCUUGGUGUGUGGGAAGGGAGGAAGGGAGGUGUUCUGGGUUGCAGGUGUGGGUGUGUUGGGAGGCGCAUCACUGCCUUGGGGACUGAACAGGGGGUGUUAAGGGCUACUGGGAUACAAUGACAGUAAACCUUGGCCAUGUCUGUUGGUUUGUAGUAUUGAUAUGACACAAAUUACUCAAUGGUAUUAGUGUAAGAAUUAGUUAAAAAGUAAUAUUUAUCAUUACUUCUAUCUGAUUAUACACUUUUAAAGCUGAUUUUCAUGAAAACUAAUCAGAUUAAUAUAAAUGAAUGUAUGACUGAUUAAUAAAGCAUCAAAUACUG
Messenger RNA from Scylla paramamosain (green mud crab), 2118 nucleotides. RefSeq lists its product as uncharacterized. The record is from RefSeq and is a predicted model, not a curated record. The transcript has 3 exons. The coding region runs from base 206 to 1225 and encodes 339 amino acids. Lineage: Eukaryota; Metazoa; Arthropoda; Malacostraca; Decapoda; Portunidae.